AAAAAGUCUGCCGGCCCAUAAAAGUUUGAGCCUCUCUGCCAUCUCCUCUAUUACGUCUCACAGUGAAUACGGACUGACCUCUUAAUUGCCGCCUCUCUUUUUUCAUCACCGCCGUGCCCCGCGAACAGGCCAUACUUCGCCGGCGCUUUUUCUCCCGGAUCCACAGUAUCUCCGCUUUGAACACCCAUUCAGCGUGCCAUGACUACGACUCUGGCCCCAAUUCUGAAAAUCGAAAUAAGCUACCGGCCCCCACUUUUCAACAAGCAAUCCAGCGCCUCCAGGAGUAUUGGGCUUCUGUAGGAUGUGUUGUGAUGCAAUGCAGCAAUACUGAGGUUGGAGCAGGGACAAUGAAUCCUCUGACAUUUUUAAGGGUUCUAGGCCCGGAACCAUGGAAUGUUGCUUACGUGGAACCUAGUAUUCGGCCAGAUGAUAGCCGUUAUGGUGAGAAUCCGAAUAGGCUUCAAAGGCAUACUCAAUUCCAGGUUAUAUUGAAGCCUGAUCCUGGAAACUCGCAGGACCUUUUCAUCCGGAGUUUGUCAGCCCUAGGAAUAAAUAUUAAUGAGCACGACAUUCGCUUUGUUGAGGACAACUGGGAGAGCCCAGUGCUUGGUGCCUGGGGUUUGGGUUGGGAAGUUUGGAUGGAUGGGAUGGAAAUUACCCAAUUCACCUACUUUCAGCAGGCUGGAAGUAUUCACUUGGAGCCAAUAUCUAUUGAAAUUACCUAUGGCCUUGAGCGUAUCCUAAUGUCACUUCAGGGAGUUGAUCAUUUCAAAAAUAUUCAGUAUGCUGAUGGGAUAACAUAUGGAGAGCUUUUCCUGGAAAAUGAGAAGGAAAUGAGCGCAUACUAUCUGAAACAUGCUACUGUUGAUCAUAUGAAAACACAUUUUGAUUUGUUCGAAGCUGAAGCUCUACGUAUGCUUGAUUUAGGCCUAGCGUUACCUGCGUAUGAUCAAGUUUUGAAGACAUCCCAUGUUUUUAAUAUACUAGACUCUAGAGGCUUUGUUGGAGUGACAGAACGCGUUCGUUAUUUUGGUAGGAUGCGUAGUUUAGCUCGUCAUUGCGCACAACUCUGGCUAAAGUCAAGGGAUAGUCUUGGCUACCCACUUGGUGUGAUAUCUCACCCUGACCAUCCUGUUAUUACAAGAGAUACGCUGAAGGGAGCAGCUGGACAGGUGCCUGAAGAGACACGUUUGUUUGUACUUGAGAUCGGGACAGAAGAGCUGCCCCAUAAUGAUGUAGCUGAUGCAUGCGAGCAACUCAAAGAUUUAAUUGUUAAGUUGUUGGACAAACUCAGAUUGGCUCAUGGAGAAGUGCAAACAUAUAGCACACCACGUAGACUUGUGGUUCAUGUUCAACACUUAAAUUUUAAGCAAGAUGAGGUUGGUGUUGAGGUUCGUGGACCUCCAGUUUCCAAAGCAUUUGAUAACCAAGGAAAUCCAACAAAGGCUGCUGAAGGUUUUUGCCGUAAAAACAAUGUUCCCAUAAAGUCCAUGUACAAACGGCCUGAAGGUAAAACGGAAUAUAUCUAUGUUCGUGUAGUGGAGCAUGCUCGGCUUGCUCUAGAGGUUUUAUCUGAAGAGCUACCUGGGGCAAUAUCCAGGAUAUCAUUCCCAAAGUCGAUGCGUUGGAACUCUGAUGUUCUCUUCAGCAGACCUGUUCGUUGGAUUUUGGCCCUUCAUGGAGGCGUUGUAGUACCCUUUUCAUUUGGUGGUGUUGUGAGUUGAAAGUCAAUGGUGCGACUGGCUGGAGUUUCACAUCAAUAAAAAUUCUUUGCAGGCACUUCAAGAAUGAAGAUAUUGGCAAUUCGAUGAGGAAAUACUGCCUUGGUAUCUUAUAGUGGCACAUCAAGUUCAUCAAUUGUCCAUCACCAAAUGUUGUUAUUUGAUUAUUUGUUCGUAGUGGUGCUGUGUGGUCGUAGGAAAGCUUGUCAUUCCUUCAAGCUUUGAGGAUAUAUAUUGUGGAAAUGUGUCGCAUGGUCUACGUAACACUCCUUCUGCCACUGUAGAGGUAGUAGAUGCAGCAUCUUAUGGCGAUAUGAUGCAACAUGCUGGGAUUUUUGUUGAUGUUGAGCAACGCAAGAAGUUUAUAUUGGAGCAGUCCCAUGAUCUUGCAAAGAGUGUAAAUGGAUUUCCUAUUGUGCAGACUGGUUUACUUAACGAAGUUGUAAAUCUUGUUGAGGCACCUGUGCCAGUACUUGGAAAAUUUAAGGACACCUUCCUAGAGCUUCCUAAAGAACUACUGAUAAUGGUCAUGCGGAAGCACCAGAAAUACUUUGCAGUGACUAAUGAGAAUGGGGAUCUGCUGCCUUACUUCAUUGCUGUUGCAAAUGGAGCAAUUAAUGAAAUGGAGGUGAUAAAAGGAAAUGAAGCUGUACUCCGAGCUCGGUUUGAAGAUGCAAAGUAUUUCUAUGACUUGGAUAGGAGUAAAAAGUUUUCUGAAUUUCGAAUUCAACUAAACGGGAUACUUUUCCAUGAGAAGCUGGGAACAAUGCUGGAUAAGAUGGUGCGGGUUGAACACCUCGUUAGUGAAGUUAGUCUGUCUCUGGGUAUAGAUGAAGAAACUCUUGAAGUUAUCCAUGAUGCAGCAUCUUUGGCAAUGUCAGAUCUAGCUACAUCAGUUGUUACCGAGUUGACUUCCCUCUCAGGGAUAAUGGCACGUCACUAUGCUAUUAGAGAUGGCUAUUCAGAGCAGGUGGCAGAGGCCUUAUUUGAGAUCACUCUUCCACGAUUUUCGGGAGAUUUACCCCCAAAAACUGUCGCCGGGACAAUGUUAGCAAUUGCUGACAGGUUGGACAGCCUUGUUGGCUUGUUUGCUGCUGGUUGUCAACCAAGCUCUACUAAUGAUCCAUUUGGCUUGCGAAGGAUUGCUUAUGGCCUUGUGCAACUUCUGGUUGAGAACGACAGAAAUGUGGAUUUAAGACAAGCUUUGCAACUUGCUGCUGCUGUUCAGCCCAUGAAAGUAGAGGCCAGGACAGUUGAUGAUGUACAUCAGUUUGUGACACGAAGAUUAGAACAAUUUCUGAUGGAUAAAGGCAUUGUCCCUGAAAUAGUUCGAUCUGUUCUUGUGGAGCGUGCAAACUUGCCUCAUUUGGCAACCAAAUCAGCACAAAAAAUGCAAUACUUGUCAAAUGGGGUCCUGCAAAAGGUUGUGGAAGCAUAUUCUCGUCCAACAAGAAUUGUGCGUGGAAAGGAUGUAAAUGAUGAUGUGGAGGUGGACGAUACAGCUUUUGUAGCAAAUGAAGAGCUUCUUCUCUGGAACGCUUUUUUAUCAUUAAGAAGCAAAGCUCAUGCUGAAAUGGAAGUGGAUGAUUUUUUUGAAGCCUCCUUAGCACUUAUAGAGCCGAUAGAGAAUUUCUUUAAUCACGUGUUUGUAAUGGUGGAAGAUGAAAGAAUAAGAAACAAUAGGCUUGCCAUGCUCAAGAAAAUUGCAGAACUACCUCUUGGAAUUGUAGACCUCUCAGUGUUGCCGGGAUUUUGAAUGUUUAACCCCUACAUGCUACGUAAAAUAUGUACUUUUUCUAGAAUUCAUAUUUCGUAAUCACUACCGUGUAUUCACACAAUUGGUUUGGGAUUAAGAAUUUGCUAUAAGUAGCUUUUGUUAGUUCUCAUUUUUUAUACGAAUAGUACUUUGUA
This is a messenger RNA of Cuscuta europaea, 3632 nucleotides long. NCBI's taxonomy places the organism in Eukaryota, Viridiplantae, Streptophyta, Magnoliopsida, Solanales, Convolvulaceae. The record is from the annotation of a GenBank genome assembly.